Messenger RNA from Copidosoma floridanum, 2429 nucleotides. RefSeq names its product Na[+]-dependent inorganic phosphate cotransporter (gene NaPi-T). NCBI's taxonomy places the organism in Eukaryota, Metazoa, Arthropoda, Insecta, Hymenoptera, Encyrtidae. Gene Ontology annotation, biological process: monoatomic anion transport; transmembrane transport. Gene Ontology annotation, molecular function: transmembrane transporter activity. The record is from RefSeq and is a predicted model, not a curated record. Gene Ontology annotation, cellular component: membrane.
ACACACUCCCCGAACUCGCAAGCUCUCCAUCAAUUCGCGCUACGUACGCUCAUAUAUUCACAUUGUCCCGCUACAACGUAUACAUCAGUUGAUCCUAAAUAUAAUUAUUAUUAUUAUGAUUAUUAUAUACAUGUAAUAUAUUCGGCAUAACGUGACGAUCGGUCGAUCGGUUUGAUCCUCGCGGUAAAACUUUGGUAUAUAAGUCAUAAUAUGUAAAGUUCGCAUCCGCAGUGGUUGCGUUUUCUCUCUUUUUCAAUACACACGCCAACAUAAUAUAUAUGCACGCGAAGGUUUAGCGCAGCAGUCGCGUUUGGCGCGUAGACGCACCACUACGCACCUCAUCGGUCUACCAGCGUUGGCCCGAUUGAUUUAUAAACGGCAAAUAACAAUUCAUAAAUCGGAGAAGAAGAAGAAAAAAGCUUAAAAAUCAAAGGCAAUGUCGGAGCAAGCGACACUCGAUUCAUCUCGGGAAAAUAAACGCGCUUGAUUCAAGUUAACGAGCGGAGCCGGCGCCUAUACGCGGCAGGACCAUUGAAGCGCGCAGUGCGUCGUCGGUAUAUAUUAUAUAUUUACAUUACUUCAUCGAAGCUUUCUUCCACCGGCACUCCGAUGACGAAAGAAAAACGCGAGUGCAUGUCCUGCCGGGACGUGUUGUGGAUCCUCGUGUUCUGGGGCUUCGCCGUGAACUACAUGCUGCGAAACAACCUGAACCUGGCGAUAGUGGGGAUGGUGGUGCCCCGAGAAACGUCCGCAGCAGCCUCGGAGUGCACGGGCCCGAGGAACGGCUCGGCGAUCGGUGCCGUGAGACACGUGGACCACAACAUCACGGCCAGCAGCGAGGCAUCGGGAAAGAGCUUCGACGAUCGGUACCACUGGAACGAGUACCAGCAGGGUUUGGCGCUCGGUGCCUACUACUGGCUACACUGGGUCUUGCAGCUACCGGGUGGCCUGCUCGCUCGCAAGUACGGCACGAAAAUGGUCUUUGGUCUGGGCAACCUGCUCGUCGCCCUCACCGGCUUCCUCAUACCCCUGGCUGCGCACUACAGUCUCAAUGCCCUCAUCUGCCUCCGAGUGAUUCAAGGACUGAUAGCUGGUAUCGUGUGGCCAUCCAUGCACGACAUGACAGCCAAGUGGAUACCCCCAAACGAGCGCAGUCGCUUCGUCAGUUCGUACCUGGGUAGUUCGGUGGGCGCAGCCAUCACAUAUCCCCUGUGCGCCUUCAUCAUCGCCGCUUACGACUGGGAAGCUGUAUUCUACGUCACCUCGGUCGUUGGUAUCGUAUGGUACGGCUUUUGGCUAAUCUUGGUUUACGACACGCCUCGCGAUCAUCCGCGAAUAUCGGAUGAGGAGAGGAACUACAUCAUCAAGAGCCUCGUGGAAUCACGAAACGACAACGACGACGACGACGACGGUGUUGUUGUCGGUGACGAUGAAUCGAGAAAGAAGCGGAGGAGCAAAAAAGUGCCGUGGGGGGCCAUUUUGACGUCAGGUCCGUUUUGGGUGACCAUUAUUGCUCACUGGGGCGGCGUCUGGGGCUUCAUUACUUUCAUGACCCAAGCACCCUCCUACUUCAAUUACGUGCAAGGAUGGAACAUCAAUGCGACUGGCUUGCUCUCGGGUUCGCCGCACGUGGCCCGCAUGUUGUUCUCGUACACGUUUUCCAUGGUGGCCGACUGGCUGUUGCGCACCAAACGCAUGAGCCUCACCGGAGUACGAAAAUUCGCGAAUCUCGUCUGCGUCGGGGGACAAGGUGUCCUCACCGUCGGUCUGGCUCUGAGCGGCUGCGAGCCGGCUUACGCCACCUUUUUCAUGAUUACCGGCACGGCCAUCAACGGGGCCGUCUCGUCCGCGACGAUUCCAGUUUUCGUGGAGCUCAGUCCCAAUUACGCGAGUGUGCUGUUUGGCUUCUGCAAUCUGGUCACUUCCCCGGCUGGUUUCAUCUCGCCGCUCGUCGUCGGUCUUCUCACCAACAACAACCAAACGAUCGGCCAGUGGAGGCUCGUCUUUCUGAUAUCGGCGGCGAAUCUGGGCUUCAGCGCCAUCGUUCAUUUGGUUUGGGGCACGGCGGAGGAGCAGCCCUGGAACAACUGGAAGCCCAGGGAAAAGAGCGCCAAGGAGAACGUCGAAGGGGCACACCGCGAGGUCCGAGGGCUCAUCGCGGAGAAGCCCGGGAGCGUCGAGGAUAAAGACAACGAGGCGCGAGACACACCGACGACUCAAAGGCCUUAAAAUUAUUUGUUUUUUCUCUUCCGAUUUAGCGAAUCGGGAGAUUAUUGUAAAUAUUUUCAAACUGCAUCAGCAGUGUGUAUUUAUACAGUAGUGGCGCUCUGAUGGAUACGUCGAACCAAAGAUGUUAGGGGGGGGGAGCGAAUAUAUAUAUACACGUUUGUUUGUUACCUAGUUUUACAAUAAACUCAGGAUGAAAGUUU